CCAACCAUUAACCCGCUCUCUCCCUGUAUAAGGUUUGUUUAUGUAAUUUAAACCAAAGUGUCAGUGUCAAAAGUGAUAGUGUUAAAAAAUAUUCCGAAAAAACAUAAAAUAAUCAUUACCAUCGGUAUUAGUGCAGAUCCGUAUAAUUUGAAUUAAAAAUGGACGAUACUUUUAGAGAACAUCGAAUACGAGAACCUCACCCUUUGGAAAAACAUUUUCUUUGGAGGUUAUUUUUUUGUUGGUUUCCCCCUUUUAUCAUUAAAGGGCUUAAGCAAGAAAUAAACGAAGAUAAUUUAUACAGUACCUCAAAAACUCUCACUUCUGAAUACUUGGGAGCAAAAUUAGAAAUUGCUUGGGAUAAAGAAUUGGGAAAAAAGAAGCCAUCUUUACUUAGAGCGAUAUUUUCUGUUUUUAAAUAUGAAUUGAUUGGAACGGCGAUUUUAAGAUCCCUCCUUGAUAUUUUAAAAAUUUUGCAACCAAUAUUCAUAUCGCUCUUAGUAUCGUACUUUCAAUCUAACGAAAUGGGCUUGAAUCGAUCAAAAAUCUACAUUUACUCGUGCCUACUUAUUACGACUGCUUUUUGUCAAAUAAUAGCUAUUCACCAGAAUAUGCUAUUGGUAUUAAGUGUUGGAAUGAAGAUAAGAAUAGCAACUUCCGCCUUAGUUUACAGAAAAGCCUUAAGAUUGAGCAAAACGGCACUGGCUGGCAUUACAAUAGGUCAUUUGGUCAAUUUAAUAUCGAACGACGUCGGAAGAUUUGAUGUAUGUUGCCAGUUUAUACAUCUACUGUGGUUAGCACCUUGCGAGAUUAUUAUAAUUAUGAUCUUAUUAUACUUAUAUGUUGGCGGUGCUGGACUUGUGGGAUGCAUUUUUCUCCUAGCAUUUGUUCCAUUUCAACCGUAUAUGGCCAAAUUGACUUCAAAUUACAGACUGAGAACAGCUCUUUGUACAGACGAACGAGUAAGAUUAAUGAAUGAUAUUAUUGCUGGAAUUCAAGUUAUUAAAAUGUAUACAUGGGAAGAACCAUUUGAGCUUUUAGUUGAUAGAAUCCGAAAGUUAGAAAUAACACAGAUACAACAUAUUUCGAUGAUACGAGCCACCAUGUUAUCGUUUAGUACUAUCUUAAGUAGAUUGGCUGUAUAUUUAUGCGUAUUCACUUUCAUUCUAUCAGGAUACAACGUAAAUGCUUAUUUUGUAUUUACUGUCGUAUCAUUUUACUCGUUUUUGAGAAAUUCAGUUAUCUUAUUAUUUCCACAAGCUGUUAUUCAAGUUGCGGAAGCAAGAAUUUCCAUUAGCAGAAUACAAUCAUUCCUUUUAAUUGAAGAAGUAGAUUCAGACAAUAGACAUUUGAAUCUAUGUGAAAGCUUAUCUCACGUGUUAAGUAUUCAAGCGCAACAUGAAGAUUCAGAAGUGGGAAUUCUUAUAAGAAACGCAGCUAUAAAAUGGAUACUUUCUGCUCCAGAUCAUCUUCUAAAAGACGUUAAUUUUGAAGCUGGUUCUAAUCAACUUGUGGCUUUAAUAGGGCCUGUAGGUGGAGGAAAAUCAACGUUGCUUCAUGUAAUUUUGAAGGAAGUCGUACCUUUACGUGGUGAAGUGGAAGUUAACGGUAGUAUUUCCUAUGCAUCCCAGGAACCGUGGGUUUUUGGUGGUAGUAUUAGGCAAAAUAUAAUUUUUGGGCAAGUGUUUGAUGCAGAAAAAUAUCGCAAAGUUAUUAAAGUAUGCGCUCUGGAUAAAGAUUUUUCAAAUUUGCCUUAUGGCGACCGAACAGUAGUAGGUGAUAGAGGUGCUACUUUAAGUGGUGGACAGAAAGCUAGAAUUAAUUUAGCUAGAGCUGUGUAUAAAGAUGCAGAUAUUUAUUUAUUAGAUGAUCCUUUAUCAGCUGUUGAUGUUCUAGUGGGUAAACAAUUAUUCAAUAACUGCAUUCUUGGAUACUUGAAAAGCAAAUGUAUAGUUCUGGUCACACACCAAAUACAUUACCUGCACUCGGCCAAUUCUAUUUACCUGCUGGAAGAUGGUACUAUUAGAGCUCCUAGUAGUUUUGAAAUUUUAAAAUCGUCUAAUAAAACGUUCAUCGGUUUGCUAGGAUCGGCAAAGGAGGAAGAACAAAAGAGAGAUUUAUUUAGAACCAGAUCGAAAAUUUUGAAUAUAUCUUCAGAUUCUCAACCUGAAUUGAUUGCUAGUGUAGCCGAAAUUACAAAAGAGGAAAGAGCUACUGGAACUAUUUCUAAAAAGGUUUACAAGAGUUAUAUGACUGCUGGAGGACAUUGGACGAAAACAGUUGGAGUGUUUUCGGCAUUUUUACUGGCUCAGUUGUUUGGGAGUUGCACGGAUGUUUUUCUAACGGCUUGGGUAAAUUCAGAGCAAGCAAAAACCAGAUCAGUAUUUUUUCAUGAAUACAGUUUACUGACUUACACUUUCUUGAUAAUACUAGUUGUAAUAUUCGCCAUUACCAGAGCUGUUUCGUUUUUCAAAUAUUCUUUAAGAUCCUCGGUUCGACUACAUAAUAGCAUGUUUAAGAAAGUAUUACAUUCGCCAAUAUCGUUUUUCAAUGCCAAUCCAUCGGGCAGAAUUUUAAAUAGAUUUUCAAAAGAUAUUGGAUCAGUGGAUGAAACUGUACCAUUGUGUAUGGUGGAUACUAUUGCGAUUGGUCUGACGGUUUUGGGUAUUACGAUAGUUAUCGCGUUAGUAAAUCCCUGGAUUAUGAUUCCAACUUUUGUAAUAUUUACAAUAAUGUACAAUAUUAAAAAAGCUUUUCUGAAAUCUAGCAGGAAUAUAAAGCGGGUCGAAGCUAUCACCAGGAGUCCAAUAUUUACACACUUAACAGCGUCCCUACAAGGUAUCACUACAAUUCGAGCUUUUGGAGCAGAAGAAAUUCUUUGCAAAGAAUUUGACGCUUUACAAGACAAUUAUACAGCUGCCUCGUAUCUAUUUAUGACAGCCAGUCGAGGAUUUGGUUUUUGGCUUGACAUGCACUGUAUAUUUUACAUUGCCUUAGUUAUUAUCAGUUUGUUAUUUAUUCAAGAAGAAUCCUUUGGAGGUAACGUUGGUCUGUCCUUAACCCAAGCUGUGACUCUGGCUGGAAUGUUCCAAUGGGGCAUCAGACAAUGGUCUGAGCUAGAAAAUCAGAUGACAUCUGUAGAGAGGGUUCAAGAGUACACGGAGUUGUCGACAGAAAUUGAUGAACACAGGAUUAAACCUGUCAAAAGUUGGCCUCAAUCGGGAAACGUUGUUUUUAAAAAUGUAUCUCUUAAAUAUACCCGAGACAGUUCGUACGUACUAAAUAAUUUGAAUUUUGAAGUACAAUCUGGGGAAAAAGUGGGUAUAGUAGGAAGAACGGGCGCUGGAAAGUCUUCAAUAAUCCAAGCACUAUUUCGGUUAAUGGAUUUUGAGGGAGUUAUAUACAUUGAUGAAUUGGACAGCAAAACAAUUAAACUAAAAUAUCUACGAUCUAAGAUUUCAAUAAUACCACAAGAGCCAGUAUUAUUUUCUGGUACUUUAAGGAAAAACUUGGAUCCAUUUGAUGAAUUUGAUGAUGAGAUAUUGUGGAAUGUAUUGGAGAUUGUUGAACUUAAGAAUGCUGUUGAUGAACUUCCUGAUGGACUAGAUAGCACGAUGAUAGAAGGUGGUUCUAAUUUUAGUCUAGGACAAAGACAACUUCUGUGUUUAGCCAGAGCUAUAAUUAGAAACAACAAGAUAUUAGUUUUGGAUGAGGCUACUGCAAGUGUUGACCCAACGACGGACGAUAUAAUCCAGAAUACUAUUAGGGAAAAGUUUUUCGAUUGCACAGUAUUCACCAUUGCUCACAGACUUCCGACUAUCAUGGAUUCUGAUAAAAUAUUGGUCAUCGACGGUGGACGAGCAGUCGAAUUUGAUCAUCCUUACAAUCUUCUAUUAAAAAAGAAGGGUUUUUUUUAUAACUUAGUACAAGAAACCGGAAAUUCGAUGGCAGCUGAUUUGUUUUCAGUUGCGGAAGAAAAUUACGUGAACAAUGUACAGAGUGCGCAGAAUCUACAGAGUACGCAGAGUGCGCAGAAUGUUCAAAAUGUGCAAAAUACAACCAGUGUACAGAAUAUGCAGAAUCCUUCUAUCAGAUAACAAUAGUUAUUGUUUUAUGUAAUUUUCGGUGUAAUUAUUUAUUUAUACUAGUAAGAAAUAUAUAUUUUUAUUUUUUUAUUUUUAUUCACUUAAUUUCUAC
Messenger RNA from Psylliodes chrysocephalus, 4194 nucleotides. The record is from the annotation of a GenBank genome assembly. Lineage: Eukaryota; Metazoa; Arthropoda; Insecta; Coleoptera; Chrysomelidae.